AUGACGAUGAUGUCAAACCCACGCACCUUUUUAUCCGCGAAAUCUGUGAUGAGAACGUCUCGAUUCAUGACCGGGAAAAACGCCUCCUCAUCUUCCUCCUCUUUUUGUGUCCGUCGUCGUCAUCGCGAAGAUUCUGAUUCUUCAGGUGUACCAGAGCGAAGGAGAAACUCUAAAAGAGCAGCGCAUUCCUUGACCGUUUCGGCGAACUUAUUCUCCAGAUUUACGCGCGUGAUCUCCUCCUACGCGAACGCGCUCAUCACCGCCGCGGAGGAUCCGGAAAAAAUCUUGGACCAAACCGUGAACGAAAUGAACGGAGAUUUGAUCAAGAUGAGGCAAGCCACCGCGCAAGUGAUGGCGUCGCAGAAGCAAUUGGAGAACAAAUAUAACUCGGCGCAAAAGACCGCGGACGAUUGGUACAAGCGAGCACAGCUGGCGAUUGAAAAAGGAGACGACGAUUUAGCGAGAGAAGCGUUGACGAGACGCAAAUCGUACCAGGAGAACGCAGACGGGAUGAAGGAAAAUUUGCUCUUGCAGAAAGAAGCGGUGGAGAAGUUGGUGGCGAAUACGAGAGUGUUGGAAACGAAGAUGGCGGAGGCCAAGUCGAAGAAGGACACGUUGAAAGCGCGAGCGGCGAGUGCAAAGACGAAUAAAGCGGUCGCGGAUAUGGUGCAAGGCGUGAGCACUUCGAGCGCGUUGAGCGCGUUUGAGAGAAUGGAAGAGAAAGUGUUAGCGGCGGAGGCGGAGGCGGAAGCCGUGGGGGUGUUGACCGCGUCGGACGCGUUGGAAGAGCAGUUUAAAAUGUUGGAAACCGGGAGCGUGGAGGAUGAGUUAAACGCCAUGAAAGGGUUGAAAAGCGGAAGUGGGGGUGGUUCUUUGCCGGAAGGAAGACCGGUGAGCGACGCCAUCGAGAGCGAGUUGGAAGCGCUUCGAAAGAAGAGUCAAGAAUAA
Molecule: messenger RNA, 948 nt
Organism: Bathycoccus prasinos
Lineage: Eukaryota; Viridiplantae; Chlorophyta; Mamiellophyceae; Mamiellales; Bathycoccaceae
Product: phage shock protein A, PspA
Exons: 1
Coding region: 1-948 (315 amino acids)
Source: RefSeq, a predicted model, not a curated record